AUGCAAAAUAGAGAUAUAGGACAAAAAACUCACCAAUCUUCCAAACUCUCCAAACGAAGCGGACACCUCCUGAUCUUGGCUCAUGUCUCAUCGAAACUAAAUCACCAAAUCAUUUCUGGAGCGCGUAUCGAAAGGGUUCGCCUGAAACCGGUGAUAACAGGAAAUAUGAUGUGCCAGAAGAUCCAAGAACUCGAAGCACCUGCUGAAAACAGAAAUUACGCGAUGGUGGGAGUGGUGAAGACACGCCUCUGGGGGUGCUGAACCGCCCCUAUGUGUGUGGAAUCUUAGUCUAUUCCAUGCAUAUUACUCGAAACAAUCCUGACUUUUAUUUAUUUAGGUCAUGAGUUUUGUUUGGUAAAUAUUUACUGGAUUACUGGAUACUCCAAGCUUCACUUCUAUAUUGCAUUUUUGAUAUUUGCAUACAUAUACAUAGGACCAGCUAAAAUUUAAUUAACUCUAUACAUCUAUAAGUAUUGUUUCAUAUUGUUAACUAAUUGUUAUUUUUCUUUACUUACAUUUGUAGGUAGUAGGUUGAUUCAAAAAUAAAUUAAAGAGGUUUUAAAAACUAUUCCAUAUCCCUUAUGAUAGGUAGGUAGGUACUAGUAGAAACAAUGUAUAGAAAACAAAUUAAGAAAGGAUUAUUUAUUUAUUAUGUUGAAUUUUAAUGAAAAUUGGACAAAAUUGGUGGAAAUAAUUGUAUACAGAAGAUUAACUUCACCGUUUGUCUAUGGUAUCUUCUUUUCUCUCGAUAAUUUAGGUGAAUUAAAAGACUUACUCAAACAUUCUAUAAUGCUUUCUUUUGAAGACAUAUUAUUUUUUUCUUCAUUUUACAAGUACUUCCUGAGGUCUUUUAAAAUAUCCUUGAUUGAUUGAUGUCCUUGAUGUGGAGGGGUCCUUGCCUAUCCAGUGCCAUUCCAGGUAAGAAAGUCAGCUUACUUGUUUUCUAAUUUUACUCGAAUGGCACUCAAAUCAGGAUUUUAACUUGCACAUGACACCAUUAUAAUAUCAUUCUUAAUGUUUAUCCAUUUAUUAAUGCAAUAGAUCUUAUUAUCUUCAAUGCUCUUACAUUUCUUUAACCCCUAUAUAUCAACAGCCAGUUUUCGUUUUAUUUUAUUAUUGUUAAUCGAAUAAUCCCUUUAGAAAUAUCGUGAAAAUUUCCAAAUCCUUCUGUAAACAAUGUUAAUGAUUCCUUAUUGAACAAGGUUUAUAGUUUUCCUUUCGCACGAAUCGCGCUGUUAUAGAUGAACCUCGACUUGUAAGUCAUCGCACAUAUCAAUAAGCGGGAAUUCGGCGGAGAAUUAAAUCCUUU
Molecule: messenger RNA, 1309 nt
Organism: Phyllotreta striolata
Lineage: Eukaryota; Metazoa; Arthropoda; Insecta; Coleoptera; Chrysomelidae
Source: the annotation of a GenBank genome assembly